Messenger RNA from Pocillopora meandrina, 829 nucleotides. The record is from the annotation of a GenBank genome assembly. Lineage: Eukaryota; Metazoa; Cnidaria; Anthozoa; Scleractinia; Pocilloporidae.
GCGGUGAAGAGAAAGGAAAUUCAGAACCGACACUCAGUUCGAAAUCAACGAUUUCACAGACAAAGAACUGCGUGCUCGUUAUCGCUUUAGAAGAGCAUCCAUUUUAUUUAUUGCAAAUCUUGUUGCCGGUGAUAUAAAUCGCAACAAUCAAUGAAAUCACGCCUUGUUGCCACUCCACCAAGUUUUAAUUGCCCUUUGGUUUUGUUCAAGUGAAGGUUUCCUUCACGUUAUAGGCGACACCACCGUUUCCCGUACCAUUACCGAUGUGUCUCGAACUCUUACGGCAAAACAACCUUGCUUUAUCAAGUGGCCUUUGACACAUGACGAAUGUGAAAAAAUUAAAAACGAAUUUUACAUUCGCGGAGGAUUUCCUGGCGUUGUUGGAUGUGUGGACGGAACUCACAUGAGAUUAUAAGCACCCACACAGGAUGAAAGCAACUAUGUCAACAGAAAAGGUUCUCAUUUCAUCAAUGUACAAGAUGUUUGCAACCAUGAAGGUAAGUAACCUUUUUCCUAUUGUAAAACUUCCUGAAGAAAAUAAAAAUGUAAACCUAUAAGACAAAAUUCAUACACGAACCAAAACAUUUAAAGAGAACCGAGCUCUAACCUCAACAAAAAUAUUGUUUGAUUUGAAGGCAUGUUUACCAAUGUUGUUACCCGCUGGCCAGGAAGAAGUCAUGAGAGCCACAUAUUCAGGACUAGUAACAUUUGCACCUAUUUGCAAAACAACCAUCGCUCCCUCGAUGAUGGCGCUCUUCUCGGUGACAGUGGGUACACUUGCAGUCCAUUCCUAAUGACACCUUUCGCAACAACAACAACUCCAUCCUAA